Messenger RNA from Mytilus trossulus (common blue mussel), 4531 nucleotides. Its product is annotated as synaptotagmin-1-like. Gene Ontology annotation, molecular function: phosphatidylserine binding; calcium ion binding; syntaxin binding. The transcript is spliced from 11 exons. Gene Ontology annotation, cellular component: axon; dense core granule; exocytic vesicle. The record is from RefSeq and is a predicted model, not a curated record. Lineage: Eukaryota; Metazoa; Mollusca; Bivalvia; Mytilida; Mytilidae. Gene Ontology annotation, biological process: calcium ion-regulated exocytosis of neurotransmitter; regulation of dopamine secretion; regulation of calcium ion-dependent exocytosis. Bases 327 to 1595 code for a protein of 422 amino acids.
AUAUUUUCCACGUAUCUUGUUUAUUUUAUCAUCUGUAGCUUUUGUUGUCUAGAAAAUAAUUAGUUAUACUUAGAGGAUUAUAAACAAAAAUAAGAAAUUGGGUAAUUUACUAUGUGAAAUGUACAUCUGUAAAGGAUAGUUUUCUAUGUGGACAGUUAGACAUAAUGGAUUAAUAACAAGGAAUUGUUGAAAACCAGUUGUAACACUUGUACAGUUUUAAAUUGAGAAGAAAGAAAAAUCUGGUGCCCCUGAUUCCUGUCGACUUUAAUUAGGUGUUAUAGGUGCAAGAAAGAAUAUGGAUUUAUCAUAGCUCGGAGGUUUCCAACAUGCCUAUGAUGGAUUCAAUUUAUCGGUAUCGUCGUGAUGUGGGUGAAUCCACAUCGCCGUCUGCUGGCAAUGGUAGUGGAGGAUCUGGUACCGUGGCAACUGAUGUGGCUGGUUCCACAGCCAAACCAUCAGCCAUAGAUAAUCUAAAGAAUAAAAUUAUGGAUGAGAUUAACUCUUUACCAAUAUGGGCAUUGAUUUUGAUUGGAGCUGGUGUGUUAUUAGUGCUUAGUUGUUGUUGUUAUUGUAUAUGUAAAAGAUGUAUCUGUCGGAAAAAGAAAAAGAAGGAAGGGAAAAAAGGACUGAAAGGGGCCGUUGAUUUACGAAAUGUUGCUUUGCUAGGAAAUUCUUACAAGGAAAAGGUACAACCUGACGUAGCAGAUCUUACACAAAACAUGGAGGACAAUGAGGAUGCAGAAAGUACAAAAUCUGAAGUCAAACUUGGAAAGUUACAAUUCCAGUUAGAUUAUGAUUUCCAGAAAGGAGAGUUGAGUGUUGGUGUGAUACAAGCGGCUGAUCUGCCUGGAAUGGACAUGUCUGGGACAUCAGAUCCUUAUGUUAAAGUCUACCUGCUUCCUGACAAAAAGAAGAAAUUUGAGACGAAAGUCCACAGAAAAACACUUAAUCCUGUCUUCAAUGAAACGUUUAUAUUCAAGAAUGUACCUUAUGCUGAGACAGGAUCUAAGACGCUGGUGUUUGCUAUUUAUGAUUUCGACAGAUUUUCUAAACACGAUCAAAUAGGACAAGUACAAGUCCCUCUGAACUCUGUUGACCUUUGUCAAGUGAUAGAGGAAUGGAGAGAUGUAGCUAGUCCAGAUAAUGAUUCUGAAAAGGAAAAUAAAUUGGGUGACAUAUGUUUUUCCCUCAGAUAUGUACCCACAGCAGGGAAACUAACUGUAGUUAUACUUGAAGCCAAAAACCUUAAAAAGAUGGAUGUUGGUGGUUUAUCAGAUCCGUAUGUGAAAAUUGCUUUGUAUCAGGGAAACAAGCGUCUAAAGAAAAAGAAAACGACUAUAAAGAAAUGUACCUUGAAUCCCUACUUCAAUGAGUCAUUCACUUUCGAGGUUCCAUUUGAACAGAUACAGAAAGUUUCCUUGAUAGUCACUGUUGUAGAUUAUGACAGAAUAGGAACAUCUGAGCCCAUUGGACGAGUUAACCUAGGUUGUAACUCAAGUGGGACAGAGUUACGUCACUGGAGUGACAUGCUUGCCAACCCAAGGCGACCUAUUGCCCAGUGGCACACACUACAGGAAGUACCAGAGAAAAAUUAAAGGGAGAUAACUUUAGAAGAAUCUGUAGAAUUUCUUGUGCAAUCAACAGAAAUCCAUGUCUUUAUUGUUAUUCAUAUAAAAUCAUAAAACUCACUGUAAAUUUUAUGUGUUUUUCACACAUUGUAGCAAGGUUAAAGUUCAUUGGAAGAUCUGGUGUAGGUCAAUUUUGUGAAGAAGUGUUAAUUUUUGGUGUAAAGAAGUUCACAUUGAAGUGUUGAUUUGUAAAAAAAAUGUAACAUGAUUUAAGUAUUAAACAUUUCAUUGUUGAAAACUUGUCUAUAGAAACUUUUGAGAAAUGUAUACCAGAAUGUCCUCUAAUUUGAUUACUUUGUGAAGGAAUAGAUUGUUUUAAUCUAAAAUAUUGUAAAAAUCAUAUUCAAAAUAUACUGUCACAAAUAUAUUUCAAAGCUACGUGAAUAUGAUGUUAUUAUGUGUUAAACGAACUCGUUAUAUUGUUUUAUUUGUGUUGUUGAAAUAUAAGAUACAAAAAAGAACUGAAAAAAAAUAUACAGGAAUUUAGUCUAUUUCAAAACAUUUUUUCUGAAUAUUUUCAUGCUGAGAUUGAACUUGAAUAUUAAAUAAUUUACACAUUAGAGUGUUAUGAUGAAGGAUAUUAAAGUGAUACAAUUUUUUUUAUUUCAUGGGUUAAUAUUAAAUACUUAAUGGUCCUGAUUAUUAAUAUUCUAAUUCUGUCAUUUGUUUUUGAUUUUUUUUAGAAUCUGAGUUAAACACAAAAUAUGACCUGGUUAUUUAGUAUAAAACUGGUUUCCCAGGGACCAGAUAAAAAGAUUGACCAAAAGUCUAAUCUUAUUGACCAGUUAAGAAGGCCACUAUUCUAAUUAAAAUGAAAUAUACAUGUUCUGGUUAAGAUAUAUGCCAAGUGCAACACAUUUGGAAUGUUAGCUGGACUAGCAUUUAUUAACUUCUUUUAUAGAUAUUCUUAUUGAAAUAUUUAUACUGCAUUUGCUGUAUUCAUUGUUCAUCUUUGCAAAAACAUUGGAAAACUGCUCCUUCAUUUAGAUAAGACAUAUAUACCACCAUUCUUGAUUGGCUGAGCAAAAGAAAAUGUAACAUCAAUUCAUAUUGGCUGAGCAAAAUGAAUACAUAAUUUGGCAAAAUAUAUUACCAUUUCUGAUUGGUUAAGCUCAGCAAAUAGAUAAAGAGGAAAAUUUAUUAGAUUAUGAACACUUAGAUUACUGACAUUUUUAUAGUUAUAAUUUGCUAAAUUAGCACCAUGUACAAUUAAUAUGGCAAAUAUGGUAUAUUUAUGAUAAAUAAAAACUUUUGUAAGAACGAGAACAGCUGAUAUUGAUGAACGCUGAAAGUUUUCUCUUUGGAGUUUUGAAAUGUAAUCAAUAAAGAAUUGAGAUAAAUAGAUAUUGGCUUGUUAAGUUGGAGUUUAAAGUUUGAGUACUAUAGCGGUGAUUUUGUUCUGUGAUAGAGUUAAGUUUUCUUUAUUUAGUCAUUCAGUUUCUGUACAUUUAAGACAAAAGAGAAAAAGAUUUGCAAACCAUUUCUAAUCUUAUGAUUAAAAAGUUAUACAUCUAAGGAUUUUAAAAAGUGAUCAAAGAAUAGAUUGAUUAUGUUAAGCUUGCCCAUUCAAAUAUUUAUAAAAACACGCAAAUGUGACUCAAAUAACAAUUUGAGGAGUGAUUCCAUUCACUGUUUCCUGGAAACUUUAAAUUUAAAUACAUUAGUGUCAGGAAGAGGUUGUAAAUGUUGUUAAGUUUUAAGGCAAGAUUUUACCAUUCACCAAAUUCAUAUUUCCUCGAGUCAAGACGAGGUAUGAUACUGAAAUGAUUAUUUUCUAUUUUCUUUGAGCUGGUUAAGAAUACUAAAAAUCUGAUAAAAGUAUGGGAAAAAAUGUUGAUUUUGUUUCAUAAAUUUCACUUGUAAAUACAAAUUAUUCUCAAAAAUAUAACAAAAAUUUGUUGUAACAUUAUGUAAAAAGAAGAUGAUUUUGUGUUGUGAACAGUAGUAUACAAAUGUAAAAUCUUUUUAUUUGUAGCGUCAUACCCAUAAAAUUUCCUUAGGCCAUUCGUAAAAUAUUUUGUUCCUUUGGCUAUUUCUAGCUUGAAUGCAGUCCAAGGUUACGACACAUCUUGAGCCUCAAGUUAAGGUUAUAAUAUAUGGAGUGUAUGAGGUUCAAGUUCACAUUUACAACCAUUUUAAAAACUUGUCUGGAAAGUUUUAAAAGUUUCAAAUACAUAAUUGAAGACAUGUAGCUAAAUUGUUCAUGAAGAUAAGCAGCCUUUCUUUUUCAAAUGUAUUGCUAAUAAUCAGCAUCACACUCAAAGUUUACUCUGUAAACUCCUUUUGCAGAUACAAGAAAUAGCUAUUGUGACAAAAUAUUUAAAAAUGGCCAUACAUGGAUAAAUUUGAGUUAUUCUCAGGGUUGGGGAAGGGAGACAACUCUUUUAUAGUAUACUGAGUUGAGAAUUAUGGGAAUUAUUGUUUUAAUUCCAUGGUUGUAUGGGACCAGUGUUUUGUUUAUUUAUAGAAAUUGUUUGUUUAUUUACAUAAAAACUAUGGAAACAGUAUUUUCAUGAUAUUUUAUUUGGCAGAAAAAGGUUUGUCCAUCAAUUUCUGUCAGUAUGUAUGUCAAAGUUUAUUCAGUAUAUUGUUUGAUAGGAAAAAAGAAUGCAAAAGGUCUUACAUUUAUUUAGAAACUGUUUAGCAGAAUUUUCAAAUGUUCAAAAUCUAUUUUUAACCUAUAUACCAAAUUUUUAAAUUUAAACAUUUUUAUGUAGGAAUGGAUGAACAAAUUUAACAUCUGACAAUGUCAAGGUUAGAUAAAGGUUUCACUGUCUCUGACCUUGACAGUAGAUUGAUGGACAUGUCAAGGUUAAACUAUAAAGGUCACACAUAGUUAUCAUUCCACUGUAUUACUGUAGAAACUUUUUCUCUUUUGGUGAAUAAAACUGUCUUGUCUUUUA